CCUCAUUACUUUAAAGGUCUUUCUUGAAAGUAUCCCUGAUGCAGCCUGAAGGAGCCGGCAGCUCACACAGACUGUACCUGCUGCUGGACAUAUGACAGAGUCACACCACACUAAGAAUAUCAGCUGCUCCACCUCUGCUCUGUCCUGCAGUGUUUCUGGCCUUCAGUUUGCAGAGCUCCGACCUCUGAUGGCGCAGUUUGAUUUAACUUCUGAAAGCUCCCAGGACGGCCCGGCGCACCCUUCAGGAGCAGAUGGCUGUCAGCGCGCCAAAGCCUGCUUCCUUAAGGGAGUGUCCUAUUUUGCAGGAGACAUGAAGGUGUUUGGAAAAUGGAUGGAAAAGCAAUUCUUCGUGCUGCAGCUCCUCGACUGGGUUUUGCGCGGAGCCUCCCAAGUAAUGUUCGUCAACAACCCUUUGAGCGGCCUCCUUAUUUUUGCGGGCCUCAUCCUGCAGAACUACUGGUGGGCUCUUAAUGGAUUUGUGGGAACCCUCUUUGCAACCAUCUCUGCUCUCAUUCUGCAGCAAGACAGGGGUGCGAUAGCCGCUGGGUUGUACGGCUACAACGGCAUCCUGGUGGGUUUGCUGAUGGCAGUGUUUUCCAAUGCAGGAAACUGGUACUGGUGGCUCCUGCUGCCCAACAUCUUCAUGUCUAUGAUGUGCCCGGUGGUGUCCAGUGCUCUGGCAUCUAUCAACAGUCGCUGGGAUCUGCCAGUCUUCACGCUGCCCUUCAACAUCCUGGUGUGUCUCCACAUGGUUGCUACGGGCCACUACAACCACCACUUCCCCCAAGUGCUCAUUCAGCCUCGCACUGAGCUCCCUAACAUCACCUGGGAUGAGCUUGACGUGGCCAAGCUGUUCAUGUCAAUUCCUGUGGGAAUUGGUCAGGUGUAUGGCUGUGACAACCCUUGGACUGGAGGAAUCUUCAUCAUCUCCCUCUUCAUCUCCUCUCCCAUCACAUGUGUUCAUGCUGUCAUGGGAUCUGCAGUGGGGAUGGUUUCAGGUCUGGCUUUAGCGGCUCCUUUUGGGGACAUUUACUUUGGUCUGUGGGGGUACAACUGCGUCCUAGCCUGUAUUGCAGUUGGAGGAAUGUUUUACGCCCUGACUUGGCAGGUGCACUUGCUUGCAAUCACAUGCGCUUUUUUCUGUGCGUACCUCGGCUCAGCCAUCGCCAACAUCAUGUCCACGUUUGGUCUCCCAGCAUGCACCUGGCCUUUCUGCCUGUCAGCCCUCACCUUCCUCCUCCUGACCACCGGGACCAACAAGAUUUUCAAGCUGCCGCUCGCCAAAGUCACCUAUCCUGAGAAAAACCUGACCUUCUACUGGAAGAUGAAGAAGAAUGAAAAGGCAGAGAAGGCCAAGGCAGUGAGGAAGGAGCAAGAAGAGCAACUGAAAGCCAUUGAGAGAGACCUGAUACUCAACGAGAAAGAGAAAAUAAGGCUAGAGAUCGAGAGAAUGGAAGAGGGAAGAGUUGAAGGUCAAGUUGAGAGCUCAUGCACCGAACAACGAGGACCUGAGCAGGUUUCUGAUGAAGAGAGGAGUGAAGAAGAUAAAGUUACAGAAGAAAUGCAAGCUGAUUCGCUUUGAAGUGUCAACACAUAAAAAUAAUCUCAGUUUUUGCUUAUCGGUAUUGAACUCUAUAUGGCGUUAUACAGCUUUUUUUUCUUCAAGCACACCAUAAAUUUUCAUGACUCUACAGUCUUAUCCCAUUUUGUUGUUGCUGUUUUCAAGGAAAAGCAUUAUAAACUUGUUCAAUACCAUAUUUUUUAGCUUUUAUAUAUAAUUUUAAACUUGUUUGAUACAAAAGAAAUCAUAAAAAUAGGUAAAACACACAUUUAAAAGGUUUAAAAGACACAAUUCUUUAUUUAAAACAUGUUUUUUUUCGUUUUUAAUGUUGCUUUUGACUUACACAUAUAGAAAAAUGUUAUACUUGUAUAAAACUUUCUUUAUACGUGUUUUAUGGUGGAGACCAUUUUUGUUAUUUUUAAGAAAAUUAUCAUAAAUGUAUAAAAAAUAUUAACAUUUUUUGUAUUUUUUGUUUUUUAAUAAAAAUAAAAAAAAACAGAUACUCUGUGCUUGUGAUCCUCACAUGAUUAUUAUGUAACCAUGUCAGUCAAAGUGGAGGAAACUUUGCACUGCAUGACUUCAAGAAAACAAGAUAAGACCAAUUCUUCCAGUGUUGUGGUCUGCAUGAUGUCAUGAGGUUUGGGAAUUUCUUUUCUCCUUAAAGUGUUGACAAAAUAUUAAAAGCUUCCUAAAAACUUUAGGAAAACACUAACUCGUCGAGCAUGAGUUAAAUCUCCAAACAGCUUUUGUUUUUACUGAAAACUGGGUCCUAAUUCAUGUUUGGUUUACAUGUCAGCACAAGUAAUAUGCUACAGUAAGUCAAAAUGUUACUUUCAGGAACUAUUCUCAAAACAUGUUUUAGAGAAUUCCUAAAGUUAAAACAUUUUAAUAAAUACAUUUGUGGUGU
Molecule: messenger RNA, 2468 nt
Organism: Oryzias melastigma (Indian medaka)
Lineage: Eukaryota; Metazoa; Chordata; Actinopteri; Beloniformes; Adrianichthyidae
Gene: slc14a2
Product: solute carrier family 14 member 2
Exons: 10
Coding region: 92-1582 (496 amino acids)
Biological process (GO): urea transmembrane transport
Cellular component (GO): membrane
Molecular function (GO): urea transmembrane transporter activity
Source: RefSeq, a predicted model, not a curated record